GUGAAACCCUCUUAGUAUGUACUUUUCCAUCAGUCUAACCUCGUUAUCGAACCAACUCGAUGUUAUCCGUCAGCUCACCCCCGUCCUCUCGUUUACCUACCUCGGCGAAGUUUGGAGGUGUUUCCAAUUGAUAGCCUGCCAUCCUGUGGGGCAUAACUGUCUAGUUGGAGCUAUUGACCAUCUCAUCAAUGAAGCCUCUUAAUACCCCGGGUCCUAUUGGCAGGACGUAUGGUCAGCUACAACAAUCGUCGGUCCAGAAUGGUCGUGAUAACCUGGAUAAUAAGUACCGAAGUGCGGGGAGGACCGAUCUGGAAACGCCUUGUCAAUAACAGGUAAAAUGCGAAGAUCGUGUCGUCUCUACGCGGUAAGUUCAUAUAACUCCACACAGGGGUAUAUCAUGAAAAGUUGGGGUAACACUGUCUUUAAAUAUUCAAUAUGCCGUGCCCUUUGCUAUCUAAUAAAAUAGUGGUCAUGCUAGGUAUUUCUCCGUCUGAGAUCCUAUUUCUAUCUUAUGUCUUGGUUUGGGAUAAGUCACACUAAACAUGGAGGCCGCCACGAAGAUACCCGAAACUUCGCUCUGGGCGAAUAGAAAAUGCUUGCUCAUAUGUGCUAUCGUUGCGAUAGCAAAUAUGCAGUAUGGGCUUGACUCGGCAGCGAUAGGGUCCUUACAGGCGAUGCCAGGGUUUCUAGAAGUGUUCGGAUAUAAAGACCCUAGCCAGCCAAGUGGCUAUGCGAUAGAGGGAACUUUCCAACGACUAAUUGGAUCACUCUUAACAUUGGGCGCUUUCCUAUCCUCGCUCAUUGCUGGCGCGUUUGCCCACUUCUUUGGUCGAAAGGAUGCUCUGUGGCUUGCAUGUGUUUUGAACGCGGUUGCGUGUAUCAUACAAAUUUCUACCACAGACAAAGCCGCUGUCUAUGUAGGUCGACUUAUCCUUGGGUUGGCGAAUGGCUUUCUAGUAACUUUCUCGAAUAUUUAUACUGCCGAGGCAGCGCCAGCUCACCUUCGUGCCGUUAUGGUAGCUCUAUUCUCGGAGUGGGUCAAUAUUGGAAGCAUCAUAGGGGCUGCGGUAACCAACGCUACCAAAAAUCGACUAGAUAAGGCUUCAUACCAGAUUCCACUCGGAACUCUUUUCAUUGUCCCAACAUUUCUUGCUGUCGGACUCUUUUUCGUCCCUGAGUCGCCUCGUUAUUUGCUAUAUAAGGGGCAAAGUGAGGCGGCAAGGCGAUCGUUGAAAAGUUUAAGAGGGGGCUCAUUAUCUCCCGAAGGCUUUGAGAUCGAAUGGAUCGAAAUGGUUAAGGGUAUCGAAGAGGAGAAGCACACAGCUAAUACAAUUGGGCCACUAGAUAUGUUCAAAGGGACUGAAUUGAGACGUACACUUUUGUGUUACGGUGUCAUUGCCACCCAGACUGGAGCUGGUUCGUGGUUUAUCAUCAGCUACUCGACCUAUUUUAUGAUCGUCGCAGGACUAUCCGUCGAUGACGCCUUUAAGUUUUCGGUUAUGAACACCUGUUUAGGCUUCAUUGGCGUCAACUGCGGGAUGUAUCUGAUGCGCCAUGUCAUGGGUAGGAGAACUGUCUUAAUGACGGGCGCUGUUACCCAAGGUUUUGCAAUGCUCGGAAUGGCAGUUUCGGCAACUGUUGCAUCUGGUACAGUCUCGGCUCGCAAUUGUGUCAUUGCCUUUACUGCCCUCUACCAAUUUUCCUACAAUGCGUUCGUUGGCGAUGCCACGUAUCCAACCGCAACGGAAUUGGUCAGCACAAGAUUGAGAUCGUGGUCCGUGGGAUCAGCUAUCAGUCUGGGGUACUUUCUCGCAUGGCUUACGGGAUUUUGCUCGCCAUACUUCAUCAAUCCAGGAGAUCUCAAUUGGGGAGCUAAAUAUGCAUACAUAUGGGCUGGUUCGAAUCUAUGUUGCUUGGUGUUCUUCUUUCUAUGCGUUCCGGAGACCAAAGGAAGAACACUGGAGGAGAUUGACGAGCUCUUUGCAAACCGCGUUUCCGUGAACAACUUUAAAACUUUUAAAACAACGAUCGUCGAGGAAGCUUUAAAAGAUAUUGAAAUGCGUGUCCCAGGAAAAGGGAAGUUAACUAGUGUUGAGCAUGUUGACAAGAUUUAACUCUGUCAUGGACCAAAGGCAUCAGAUGAUACAUCAGAGACAAAUUAGAAACGAGGUACAUAUCUAGGUACCUACCUAGAUACAGACCAGUCUCCCAGAUGCGUAUAGUGUUUAGUUCUCCUAAACCAAUUUUAUUAAAAGGUGGUAAGAUGAUAUGUACUACACGCCAGUACUUGGUUUUCGAUUCGUGAUGGGCAACUUCUGCGACGUAUGCGACUUUGGGAGUUUGAGGAUAUUGCAGGAUUAGGAUAGGUUUAGCUAGAGUGGAUCUCACCAGUUAGAUUCUCACCUGAGUGACUAUCUAGGUACCUACCCAAAGGAAGAGAGUGGCAUUAUGGUUCUAAUCGACUCAAUGAAAGAAGUUGUGCCAUCCAAUUAA
Molecule: messenger RNA, 2493 nt
Organism: Annulohypoxylon maeteangense
Lineage: Eukaryota; Fungi; Ascomycota; Sordariomycetes; Xylariales; Hypoxylaceae
Product: general substrate transporter
Exons: 5
Coding region: 543-2114 (523 amino acids)
Biological process (GO): carbohydrate transport; transmembrane transport
Cellular component (GO): membrane
Molecular function (GO): carbohydrate:proton symporter activity
Source: RefSeq, a predicted model, not a curated record